GGAAGUGUGAGGGGAAUGGGGACUUGUAGCGGUCCAGCAGUCCAAUUUUUGCUCGGUGAACUCAACCUAGUGGUUCUUUGAGCUGGGAUCCGAAACCCCUCAACACCCCUGUAAUAUAAACUGCUCCGUUUCCUGUCUCCCGACCGGUCUUCGAUCGCUUCCGCUGCCGUUGCCGCGACACGGGACGUCAACAGCAAUGGCGGACAAAGAGAAACGCCGGCCCGGAGUUGCUCCUCCCGGGAUGCCCGAAGGCAAAGCCACCAAAUCGGACAGCGACAGGGAGUUUCUGUCGCAGGCGGGCGUGGGAGAGCUGCUCCGCGGGGCCAUCCUGAAGAUGGUCGAGGCCAGAUCGGACGAUCCCAUCGGGUUCCUCGCCGACCACUUCUGCAACCUCGCCUCCGUGAUAGAGACCGGCACAGCUGGAUGCAGCGACGGGGAUCAGUUGAGCAACGGCCCCCUGAACGCAGGCGCCCAGGAGCAGCAGCAUCUCAACCGGGCGCUGUGGCACCUGCGGCUGGCACACCACUCCCAGAGAUCUGCCUUCUGCAACAACGUCCGGGUGGCCUACGACCUCCUGAACCUCACUGGGCCCCAUAGACAUCCAGGUGAGGUUCCUGAAGGCCCUGAUGGCUCCUGCGCUGACAGCCCCACAGGAGGAGGGGGAGGAGGUGGGGUGAGAGGAGGCCUCUACACACAGACUCUGCAGUGUCUAUGCAGCGAAGGCGGAGUCCCUGCUUCCACCUCCGCUCCGCUCCUCCGACGCCUCCAUUGCCAAGACCACGAGGCCGUCCCUUAUGAUGUCUUCCGUCACGGUGUGCUCACAUGUGCCGUUUUCUCGGACUACAUCCGGCAGGCUCAGAGGCUUUAUGCUGAGGUGUGCUGCCCAGACGAAGGGCCUGCCUCGCGUGCGCUGUGCCUGGCCGUGCUCGGGACCCUAAAGGAGGCCCUGGAGACUUCCCAGGGCUGUGAUGCAAACUGCUGUGUUAAUGCUAAUACUAAAGCUAAAGCUAAUUCCUGUGUGGAGGCUAAUGUGAAGGCUAUCCGCUACCUGGAGGCCAGUGCCAAGAUCUCUCCCCACAAGCUAGCUCAGGCUAUGUCUGGAGCACAGACACGGGGUCCAGGUGGAGACAUGGACGCAAAAGAGUUUGAGAAUGCAGCGGCAGAGCUGUUUAUUGCUCGAGUCAAAGUUGUCUCCUAGGUUUCUUCUCGUAAUUUAUGAAUGUGCAGCAAUCUACAGUAUAUCAUAGAGUAAAUACCUACCCUCUGUGUACCUUCUCUAAACCUUAACCCACUGCUGCCUAAAUGGCAAAUGUCUACAUAACACUUAAAUAACAAUUACCUCCUCUCCGGACCGACACUAAACCCAAUAAUUCCACUAUUUGGUGGAUGACGCUCGUGAUAAAACAUAUUGUUUGAUGUCAGUUCUUGAACUUUUUAAUGUCAACGACAUGUGCUGUGACUAAACAAGCAGCUACUGUGCUGUGUAAAGGACAUGGAGUUCCUUGGAUAGACCAAAUAUAUUCCUUGAAAUCAGUACUCAUCCUGACAGUUUCCACUGUUGUUAAGCCUUCGCCAUGAAAUGCUCAGUUUAGAAAGUAGCACUCUGUACUGAGCUACUUCUAAUGCAAUCCAGUAUGACCCUGUAAUAAAUCCUCUUUUUUUUUUUUCGUGUUUUGUUGAGACUGUCAGAGGGAUGUUGAUUAAAGUCUGUGUCAUUUUGGAGGCUGUAGUCUGUGAUUCUGUUGAACUGUAGUCUUGUAUUCUGACACAUUUCAACGUCUUGUUAUCGAAACAGGGGCUAAUCUCUUAUGCUGUCCUGAUGACAUUACUGUAGCAGGAAACAUUUGGGUGAAAUAAACAUGGAACUGCAGGAGAA
This is a messenger RNA of Xiphias gladius (swordfish), 1876 nucleotides long. It is a transcript of the gene tpgs1, whose product is annotated as tubulin polyglutamylase complex subunit 1. Bases 197 to 1198 code for a protein of 333 amino acids. Lineage: Eukaryota; Metazoa; Chordata; Actinopteri; Istiophoriformes; Xiphiidae. Gene Ontology annotation, biological process: protein polyglutamylation. Gene Ontology annotation, molecular function: microtubule binding. The transcript has 2 exons. The record is from RefSeq and is a predicted model, not a curated record.